AUGAUCAUUUCGGAAAUGAUUAUGACACUGGAUUCGAAAUUCAAUACGAGAACGAAAGCUUCUGUAGUUUGCAUUCACUUGAUCUCGGUCGGAGCGCAUUUGUCACAAGGAAAAGUAAAAAAGUUCUAUUAUCAACUUGAGAGAAACAUCAGCGAGCUUAGCAGAAAAGCUAUCACUAAAGCCAGAAAUGAUGGGCGAGUGUCUCGACGAUUUCUCGGACGAAAGUACACCGCUUUUUCACAUGAUAAUACUUCCAGAACCAUCCGAAGAUUCGUAUCGGCAAGAGAUUCUUCUCCGAUCAACCAGAACUCUGUAUUGGCGAGAAGAUCCAUGUCGUUGUCACCGAUUCCGUUCUCUCCAUCCCCAGAAUGUUCUGUUGAUCUUUCAAAGAACACCACAGGCUUACUAUUAGACCUGUCAGCAGCUAUGAACGUGAGCUCUGAUUCAAAAUCUAACGCGAAUGUGACUCAAGAAGACUAG
Molecule: messenger RNA, 480 nt
Organism: Caenorhabditis briggsae
Lineage: Eukaryota; Metazoa; Nematoda; Chromadorea; Rhabditida; Rhabditidae
Exons: 3
Coding region: 1-480 (159 amino acids)
Source: RefSeq, a predicted model, not a curated record